Dromiciops gliroides (monito del monte) is the source of this 2260-nucleotide messenger RNA. It is a transcript of the gene TFE3, whose product is annotated as transcription factor binding to IGHM enhancer 3. Gene Ontology annotation, molecular function: DNA-binding transcription factor activity, RNA polymerase II-specific; protein dimerization activity; RNA polymerase II cis-regulatory region sequence-specific DNA binding. NCBI's taxonomy places the organism in Eukaryota, Metazoa, Chordata, Mammalia, Microbiotheria, Microbiotheriidae. Gene Ontology annotation, cellular component: nucleus. The transcript has 9 exons. The record is from RefSeq and is a predicted model, not a curated record. Bases 168 to 1964 code for a protein of 598 amino acids. Gene Ontology annotation, biological process: regulation of transcription by RNA polymerase II.
CGCCGGCGCCCGGAGGAGGCUCGCCCGAGGCCGCCUCCUCUUUCCCUUCGCCGUGUCCUGCUCGGCUCGGCUCGGCUCGGCUCGGCUCGGCUCCUGGCCGGCGGGCUGGCGCCGAUGGCGGCCGGCGCGCCGUGAGGGACGGAACGAUCCCGCGGCCGCUGGCCCCCAUGUCAACGUCCUCGUCCAUGUCGGUGCCCAUGUCGGUGUCUGGGGCGGAGCCGGGCCGGGACUCAGCGGAGCCCGCGAGCGCCGGGCCUGGAGCGCGGGGAACCGCUGGCGCCCCCGCCGUCUUCGUGCUGCUGGAAGAGCGGCGGCCCGGAGGGCCCUCCGGAAGCAGCGGCGGCGGCGGCGGCGGCGGCGGCACAUCGGGUUCGCUGCUCAGCCUGAACUCCCUGCUCCCUGAGUCUGGGAUUGUGGCCGACAUUGAGCUGGAGAACGCCUUAUCCCUGACCCCAGAUAGCUUCUAUGAGCUGAAGAGUCAGCCCCUUCAUUCCAGCCUCCCUUCCCAGGCAGCCCCAGCAGCCUCUUCACAGCCUCCAGCUUCAUCGUCUUUAGUCAUGUCUUCACGAAUCCUCCUCCGCCAGCAGCUAAUGAGGGCCCAGGCACAAGAGCAAGAGCAGCGGGAGCGGCGGGAGAGGGCAGCCUCCACCACCUUCCCUAGUGGUCCAGCCCCUCCAGCAUCCCCAGCCAUCUCCGUGGUAGUUGGGGCUAGCCCUGGCGGCCCUUCUGGUGGGGUGGGGCUUCCCCGGCCAGCCUCUGCUCAGGUGCCAGUGGAGGUGCUGAAGGUCCAGACGCACUUAGAGAACCCCACCCGCUACCACCUACAGCAGGCCCGGCGACAGCAGGUCAAACAGUACCUGUCAACUACACUUGGCCCCAAGCUGGCUUCUCAGGCCCUGACACCACCACCAGCUGAGGGCACUUCAGCUGAGAGGUCCCAGCCAGCUGCAGGAAGCGCCCCCAAUAGCCCUAUGGCCCUUCUCAACAUUGGCUCCAGUUCAGAAAAGGAGGUAAGCCCCCAGCCUGGCCCUGGCCAGUGUGCUGAGCUCAAGACACACCUCCCCUUACCACCUGGUUUCCUCUCUGGUUCUCAGAUUGAUGAUGUGAUUGACGAGAUCAUCAGCUUGGAGUCCAGUUACAAUGAUGAGAUGCUUGGCUACCUGCCUGGAGGCCCUGGGGGACUGCAGCUCCCAAGCACACUGCCCGUUUCUGGGAACCUGCUGGAUGUGUACAGUGGCCCCAGUGCCGUGACCCCAGCUGUCCCUGUCAGCAACUCCUGCCCUGCUGAGCUGACCAGUAUCAAGCAGGAGAUCUCCGAGAACGAGGCAAAGGCCCUUCUGAAGGAGCGGCAGAAGAAGGACAAUCAUAACCUUAUUGAGCGGCGGAGACGGUUUAACAUCAAUGACCGAAUCAAGGAGCUGGGCACUCUCAUCCCCAAGUCCAGUGACCCGGAAAUUCGAUUGAACAAGGGGACCAUCCUCAAGGCCUCCGUGGACUAUAUCCGGAAACUCCAGAAAGAGCAGCAGAGAGCCAAGGAUUUGGAGAGCCGCCAGCGGGUGCUGGAGCAAGCCAACCGAAGCCUGCAGCUCAGAGUCCAGGAGCUGGAACUCCAAGCACAGAUCCACGGCCUGCCCUUGUCCCCCGCCCCCAAGGCCGAUCCCUCGGAGUGUAGCGGCCCGUCUCCCCUGCCCCCGCCUCCGGAAGCGCUCCUGGAUCUGCACUUUCCCAGCGAUCCCCUGGGGGAGCUGGGCGAAGAUCCCUUCCAGCUCGGCCUGGAGGACAUUCUGAUGGAGGAGGAGGAGGCGGCGGCGGCGGCGGCGGCCGGAGCCCUGGGCCCGAGCCCGGGGGCGGGGCUGUCCCCGCUGCGGGCCGCCACUGACCCCCUGCUCUCCUCCGUCUCCCCGGCCCAGUCCAAGGGGAGCAGCAGCCGGCGGAGCAGUUUCAGCAUGGAGGAGGAGUCCUAAUGAGGCCCCGCCUCCAGGGGCCCCAGGCGCAGACGCAUACGUUCCAUCCCCCCCUUCCCAUUCCCUCCUUCCCAUUCCCCCCCCAUUGGCGAGGGGCGGGGCCUGGACGGAAGAAGGGGUGCCGCCUCCUCCUUUCUCCCUCCCCUCCCCCGGCCCCAGAGUUUUAACAGUGGAAGCCCCGUGUUGACCCCGGGGGCUGCCCCGCUGCGGGUUGGACUGGGGGGAGGGGGGGAAUUGACGGCUCGCGGGGUCCGCUUCUCUUGGCAGACAAUAAAACAUGGCUCAACUUUGUUAAA